AUGGACUGUGGUCUGUGGUGCGUCUUCAGCGAGCGACGACGACACGUUGAACGUCUCUGGCGGCGACGUUUACUCGUCACUAGCGAUGAACGCCGAGCUCGACGCAGAUUUCUACGUUUAAUGCGUGGCUUCGAUGCCGAAGACGUCGAAGUCAUUCGUAAAGCUGUUGAAUCAGGCGGUGUAAUUGCUAAGGCAUGUGCUCCAGGACCACCUAUGGACGAACGACCGGACGAUGAUAUGCCAGAAGAAGAUUCUGGCUUGAUUCCUCAAAUCGAUCGUCCUAUGAGCAUGCCUUAUCUCUGUUGCAAGCUAUGGCGAUGGAAAGAUCUUCAGGUUGACGCAGCUUUGCAUCGACUUGAAGCCUUACCCUGGUGCCGCUUCGGUCGCGUCACGAUCAACAAUGCGACUGUAUCUUGCUGCAACCCAUACCAUUAUGCUUUAUGGAUUCGACCAGAGACAAGCUGUGCAGACGAUGAAUCUUCCGUUGACGAUUUAGUUGUUGGAGGUCCUCAUUCUUCUGCUUACCAUACAACAACUACGACUCUCCCUUCGAUGACUUCAACAGCAGCUCGAAGACGGAGUCAAGCUCAUGCUAGUACGUUAACAACAAAUCCUCUGAGCAACGGUCAUCUGCAGUAUCGAACACAUAUGGCAUCCACCAUGCAUUAUCAUCAACGACCUACUGAUAUAGACAUUCAGCCUCUCACUGUUACCAAUUCAAUUGGGAAUGCUAAUGAGCUGCCUGAUCAUGCCCCACCAUCAGUACCAGCAUCUACUCCUCCUGAACCUCCUGAUUCGCCUCCUUGCUCUAGCAAUCGCUCAUCUCCUUCGCAUAAUUUUCUACAUCAACAGAGCUCUGCUUGGGGCCGUUUAACACGCUAUGAACGAAAAGAAAAAGUUGCCGAAACUGUACAGCUUACGGGUCAAUUUGCUGCGGUUGGCAUCUUGUCAAACUCAGUACACGAUGCUCAAGCUAUUUGUAGUGAUUGGGAUACGCGAAAUGAAGUUUCGUUCGCCUUAAUAAGGCAAGCAGAACCUUUAGGGUCGGACGGGCCGGAAGAUGUUUGGUUGUACAAUAGUGGUACUCGACCGUUGUUCAUAUGCGUUACACCAUCUCCUUCUUCGCGUGCUGAUACAUUACGUAGGCUAUCACCUGGAUAUUGCAUUCGGGUUCAUCGUGGUGAGCCAUCUUCUUCUGCUCCAGCUAGUGAACGAACGCAUCAUCAUCAUCGAAGACAUAGUCGGGAUCCAGCAUUACUUCACGGUAACCUUAUUAUAUCAGUUGGUAAAGGAUGGGGUCCUAACUAUAGUAGGCUCUAUGUAACGGAUAUACCAUGUCGUUACGAAAUAACCUUUAUUAGUUAG
Molecule: messenger RNA, 1365 nt
Organism: Auanema sp. JU1783
Lineage: Eukaryota; Metazoa; Nematoda; Chromadorea; Rhabditida; Rhabditidae
Source: the annotation of a GenBank genome assembly